AUGGCAAACGAAAGGGCAGCAGGUGACGAACUCACCACCAAAAGUCGCGUGCUCGAGACCGCAGCAGGGAUAAUCCAGGACUUCCGGCCUGUGAAAAGCAUCUGCGCCCAUCUCAAUGCAUUCCACGUAUAUGCAUCCGAUCCGACGAGGGCCAUUGAAACGAACCAUUAUUGUUCGCAUAUCACCGAAGAUAUCAGACAAUGCCUCCUCUACGACUCUCCCACACCAAACGCCCGCCUCAUCGGAAUCGAGUACAUGAUCACCCCAAAGAUCUACAAUACCCUCCCGCAACCCGAGCGCGAACUAUGGCACUCGCACGUCUUUGAAGUGAAAAGCGGUAUGCUGAUCAUGCCCACGCCCAACGGCGUCCCACAAUCCGUAUGGCAAAUGGCCGAAAAUUCUGAAAUGAAAGAUAUUAUCCCUCUAUAUGGGAAAGCGUAUCAUUUGUGGCAGGUGGAUAGAGGCGAUAACGUGCCGUUGGGGCCGCCGCAGUUGGUAAGCAGUUUUACGAAUGAUGAUAUGUUGGAGAAGGUGCAUCCGGAGGGGAAGAAAGGGUUGUUGACGGACCGCGAUCAAAGGUUUGGAGUGGAUUAUGAGCAAAAAGAAACGUCGAGGAGGUUGAUUGAGGAGCCUGAGAUACAUCCUGACGCCGAUGCCAUGAUGCGCAAGCCUGUUGCCUCGGAAUAG
Molecule: messenger RNA, 687 nt
Organism: Talaromyces marneffei
Lineage: Eukaryota; Fungi; Ascomycota; Eurotiomycetes; Eurotiales; Trichocomaceae
Exons: 3
Coding region: 1-687 (228 amino acids)
Source: RefSeq, a predicted model, not a curated record